AUGCGACUCUCUUCACUUUUAACCAGCCUUGUCUACGCGACGGCUCUCGUCGCUGCACACACCUCGAGAUGUGGCUCCCAGUUGUCCACCGAGGAGACGGUGCUCGCCGAGGAUCACUUCCAAGCGAACAAAGUCUCUGUCGCUCGUUUCACUGAAGGCUCCGACGACAAGUACAACAUCGACGUCCAUUUCCACGUCAUUAACACUGGCGACUCUCUCGCCGAAGGCAACCUCGAAGACUCGCACAUCGAAGCCCAAAUCGCCGUCCUGAACGAGGACUACGCGAGCACCGGCUUCUCCUUCACCUUGGUCAACAUCACCAGGACUUUGAAUGCCGACUGGUUCGAUAACGCCGUUUUCCGAAACAGCUAUGGCGCCGAAAUGAAGCGGGCUCUGCGAACUGGAGGGCCGGAGACCCUUAACAUCUUCACCGUCGGUUUCACCACCAGACAUCCUCUGUUCACAGGGUAUUCCUCCUACGCGAGUAUGAUGCGCACCGAACCUGAGAUUGACGGCCUAGUUCCUGAUUGUCUUCCGACGUCAGUUGUCCGUUACAACACCCUCCCCGGCGUCGGCCUCCCUCCCUACAACAUGGGAAGGUCCGCAACCCAUACUCUCGGCCACUGGUUCGGACUGUACCACACCGCCCAAAACGCGUGUGGGUCCCUCGGGGACUUUGUCGAUGACACCCCGCUCGAGGCGUCCGAGGCGCUCGGGUGUCCCAUCGGCCGUGAUACCUGUCCUGACGACCCUGGACUUGAUCCCAUCCACAACUUCAUGGAUUCCACCGAUGACGACUGCAUGAAGGAGUUCACCCCGGGUCAGGCCCAGCGUAUGCGCGAACAGGUUGCGACCUAUCGUGGAAUUGUCUUUUAA
This is a messenger RNA of Coprinopsis cinerea okayama7#130, 876 nucleotides long. Its product is annotated as metalloprotease. Gene Ontology annotation, molecular function: metallopeptidase activity. The record is from RefSeq and is a predicted model, not a curated record. The transcript has 6 exons. Lineage: Eukaryota; Fungi; Basidiomycota; Agaricomycetes; Agaricales; Psathyrellaceae. The coding region runs from base 1 to 876 and encodes 291 amino acids.